UAAUUGAAAAAAAUAAUGAAGAAAGGCUGCAGAGAAGGAAAGAUAUAGAGCGAGAAACAAGGCGCGGAGUGGCCGUCCAAAAUCAGCCGAGAAGAGAGAGAAAGCAAGAGAGAGACAGAGAGAAAGUCCAUUUUUUGAGUGUUGUUGAUCUUCAUCAUCGUCUUUUUCAUUUUUCUUAACCGAAGUAGCGUUUUAUUAGCUCUCCCCUAUUUUAGGGUUCGAAAAAUAAAAUACACAUUUGUAUUUUCUUCUUCGAAAAAUCAAACGACUAGAAAUUUGAAAAAAUAGAAAAAUUAAGACGGCAAAACGGAAAAUAGAAGAAACAGGACAGAUUAAUCGCAGAUCCCCUUCUGCUUUGAAUCUUCACCCUAAUUCCGAUCGAUCCGUUAAUCACAUUUUCCAGCUGUAUUCACGCGGUUUCUUUGGAAAUUUAUAAUUUAUUUCAUAUUCCAUUUUUUGAUUUUAUUUUAAUUUUUUUGGUUUGGGAUUGUGCUGGUUGGGGGAUAAAUCGCAAGCUGAGUAGAUGAGAUCUUCUAGACGGGAUUUCUAGAAGGGUAAGGAUCUGGUGCUGCGGCGGCGUCGGAUGAGAGGAGGGAGGCGCAUGUAAAUGUUUCAAGGAUCGAAAGGGAAAACGAUGAAAUGGGUAUCAUUGCUUAAGGACAUCAAAGAGAAGGUCGUUGCUCAAUCUCCUACUGCCACCACUGUUUCUUCUUCUUCUCCUUCCUCUUCUUCCUCUUCCAAUCGCGAUGCCAAUGCUUCCUCAACUCGCCAUGACUUCGCUUCCUCUCCUUCAAGCAGAGACAAACAUGAACUGGAAUUGGACUUCAAGAGAUUCUGGGAAGAGUUCCGCUCAUCCAAUUCUGAAAAGGAGAAAGAAGCGGCCUUGAAUUUGACUGUAGAUGCCUUUUGUAGAUUAGUCAAGCAGCAUGCUAAUGCAGCUCAAUUAGUCACCCUGUUAGUAGAAACACAUAUAUUCUCUUUUGUUGUGGGAAGAGCGUUUGUAACAGAUAUUGAAAAGUUAAAAAUUAGCAGCAAAACAAGAUCUUUGGAUGUAUUGAAAGUUCUACAGUUUUUCUCUGAAGUCACCAAGGAUGGCUUCAGUCCUGGUUCAAAUUUGUUGACUGCUGUUGAAGUCCUGGUGUCUGGGCCUAUUGAUAAACAAUCUCUCCUUGAUUCUGGGAUAUUUUGCUGUCUCAUACAUAUUCUGAAUACUCUUUUGAGUCCUGAUGAGGCUAAUCAGGGGCCUAAAAUUACUGACUCUGAGGAAUCAAUGCUAGCUGAAAAGGAUUCAGUUGCUGAUGUUAGGCAAGCCCGCCAACUCGAGGUAGAAGGAAUCGUGGUGCAUAUUAUGAAAGCAUUGGCAAACCAUCCUUCAGCAGCACAGAGUUUGAUCGAGGAUGAUUCUCUGAUGUUGCUAUUUCAAAUGGUUGCCAAUGGAUCUUUAACUGUCUUCUCUAAAUAUAAGGAAGGUCUUGUUUCACUGCACAUCAUACAACUUCAUAGACAUGCUAUGCAGAUCCUUGGACUUCUUUUGGUCAAUGAUAAUGGAAGCACGGCCAAAUACAUACACAAACAUCAUCUGAUGAAAGUUCUUCUAAUGGCUGUUAAAGAUUUUAAUCCAGAUUGUGGGGACCCUGCUUAUACUGUUGGGAUUGUGGACCUGUUACUUGAAUGUGUGGAAUUGUCAUAUAGACCAGAGGCUGGUGGUGUCAGGCUUAGGGAAGAUAUACAUAAUGCCCAUGGUUAUCACUUCCUUGUUCAGUUUGCUCUAGUUCUGUCCUCCAUGCCACAGAAUCAAGGCAUUGAAUCUAUAUAUAUGAGGCCUCGGACUGACAAAGAUAGUGGUUUAGGUAGUGCUCAUACUCUUGACAAUGCAGGGGAAAAGGAUUUAGUUGGAAAAGAGGACCCUUCUUCUGAACAUCUCUCACCCACUUUGAGUAGGCUACUUGAUGUUCUUGUUAACCUAGCUCAAACUGGUCCUGCUGAAGGCAAAAAAUCCAAAUAUUCUCACACAAAGGCCAGUGGCCAUGGCAGAAGUCGAACAUCAUCUACUGACAGGCUUGGUGAUGAAAUCUGGGAACAGGGAAAUAAUAAAGUUAAAGACCUUGAAGCUGUCCAGAUGUUGCAGGACAUUUUUCUUAAGGCAGACAGCAGGGAUCUGCAGGCAGAAGUAUUAAACAGAAUGUUUAAAAUAUUUUCAAGUCAUCUUGAAAACUAUAAUUUGUGUCAGCAACUGAGGACUGUUCCUCUCUUGAUCUUAAACAUGGCUGGAUUUCCUUCAUCAUUGCAAGAGAUAAUCUUGAAAAUUCUUGAAUAUGCUGUGACUGUAGUGAAUUGCGUUCCUGAGCAAGAACUGCUGUCUCUAUGUUGCUUAUUGCAGCAACCAAUUACAUCAGAACUAAAGCUCACUAUCCUUUCUUUUUUUGUAAAGCUUCUAUCCUUUGAUCAACAAUACAAGAAAGUCCUACGAGAAGUAGGUGUGCUGGAAGUCCUGUUGGAUGAUUUGAAGCAACAUAAGUUUCUUUUGGGUCCAGACCCACAUGAUGGUAAUGGUAAUCAGUUGGAGAGAAAAUCCAACUCCAGCAGCUUCAAGAAACGCUUGGACAGUAAGGAUGUUAUUAUUACUUCACCCAAGCUUAUGGAAUCUGGUUCAGGGAAGUUUCCCAUUUUCGAAGUUGAGGGUACAGUUGCUGUUGCUUGGGAUUGUAUGGUUUCAUUAGUAAAAAAAGCUGAAGCCAAUCAAGCUUCAUUCCGAUCUGCCAAUGGUGUGACCACUGUUCUCCCCUUCCUGGUGUCCAAUAUUCAUCGUCCUGGGGUCCUCCGCAUAUUGUCAUGUUUGAUCACUGAAGACACUAUGCAGGGUCAUCCUGAAGAAUUAGGAGCACUUGUUGAAGUUUUAAAGAGUGGAAUGGUUACUAGUGUUUCAGGACAUCAAUACAAGCUUCAAAGUGAUGCAAAAUGCGAUACAAUGGGAGCUUUGUGGCGAAUUCUGGGAGUAAAUAAUGCAGCUCAGAGACUCUUUGGUGAAGCCACUGGAUUUUCUCUUCUGCUGACCACCCUCCAUAGCUUUCAGGGUGAUGAAGGACACUCAGAAGAAUCUUCUUUAUUAGUUUACAUCAAAGUCUUCACAUAUUUGUUGCGCCUUAUGACAGCUGGGGUGUGUGGUAAUGCCAUUAAUAGGACAAAAUUGCAUGCUAUCAUAUCAUCACAAACAUUUUAUGAUCUUCUGUCUGAGUCUGGCAUGCUGUGUGUGGAUUAUGAGAAGCAAGUUAUACAACUGCUGUUGGAACUUGCUCUUGAAAUUGUUCUUCCACCUUUCAUGACACCAGAGAGUGCCACAUCAGCAGAUCUGGCUGAAAAUGAGUCCACUAGUUUUCUUUUAACCACCCCAUCUGGUUUGGUUAAUCCUGAUAAGGAACGAAUAUACAAUGCUGGUGCUGUUAGAGUUCUGAUCCGUUCAUUGUUGCUUUUUACUCCUAAGGUGCAGUUAGAAGUGCUGAACCUUAUUGGGAAGCUUGCUCGUUCUGGUCCCUUCAAUCAGGAAAAUCUCAGCUCUGUAGGUUGUGUGGAACUUUUACUGGAGACAAUUCACCCCUUCCUUUCUGGCUCAUCACCAUUACUCUCUUAUACUUUGAAGAUUGUAGAGGUUGUAGGGGCAUAUAGGUUGUCCGCAUCUGAACUCCGGGCACUUGUAAGAUAUAUUCUGCCAAUGAGGCUGAUGAAAUCAGGUCAUACAAUUGUUGAUAUGAUGGAAAGGUUAAUCCUUAUGGAAGAUAUGGCCUUGGAAAAUGUUUCUUUGGCUCCAUUUGUUGAGAUGGACAUGAGCAAGGUUGGGCAUGCUUCUGUUCAGGUGUCUCUGGGAGAAAGAUCUUGGCCUCCUGCUGCUGGUUAUUCAUUUGUUUGUUGGUUUCAGUUUCAUAACUUUUUGAGAACACAAGCAAAAGAAAUUGAGCCUGUCAAAGCUGGUCAUUCCAAGAGGAAAAGUGGCUCUAAUGGUCAUCAUGACCGGCAUAUUCUCCGGAUAUUUUCUGUUGGUGCAGUAAGUAACGAGAAUACUUUCUAUGCGGAACUUUUUCUUCAAGAGGAUGGUGUUCUUACCCUUGCAACCAGCAACUCUUGCUCCUUAUCAUUUUCUGGAUUGGAACUGGAGGAAGGCCGGUGGCAUCACCUUGCUGUUGUUCAUAGCAAACCUAAUGCCCUUGCUGGAUUAUUCCAAGCUAGUGUUGCUUAUGUUUAUCUUGAUGGGAAGCUAAGGCACACAGGAAAAUUAGGAUAUUCCCCCUCUCCCAUUGGAAAACCUUUGCAGGUAACCAUUGGGACUCCUGUUACUUGUGCAAGGGUUUGUGACUUGACUUGGAGACUUCGCUGUUGCUAUCUUUUUGAGGAAGUGCUCACGCCAGGUUGUAUAUGUUUCAUGUACAUUGUUGGUAGAGGAUAUAGAGGGCUUUUCCAAGACACAGAUCUUCUCCGUUUUGUCCCCAACCAGGCUUGUGGUGGUGGUAGCAUGGCUAUCUUAGAUUCAUUAGAGGCUGACUUGUCUGUACCUCCUGGAACACAGAAACUUGACAGUGCAAUCAAGCUGGGAGACUCCAAGGCAGAUGGAAGUGGAAUUGUUUGGGAUUUGGAUAGAUUAGGAAACCUUUCAUUUCAGCUCUCUGGUAAAAAACUCAUAUUUGCUUUUGAUGGAACAUGUGUGGAGGCUGUUCGAGCAUCUGGGACAUCAUUCAUGCUCAAUUUGGUUGAUCCACUGUCAGCUGCUGCGUCUCCGAUUGGAGGUAUACCACGGUUUGGGCGUCUUCAUGGGGAUAUCUAUAUCUGUAGGCAAUGUGUGAUUGGUGAUACCAUCCGCCCUGUUGGUGGGAUGUCUGUUAUUUUGGCCCUUGUUGAGGCUGCUGAGACUAGGGAUAUGCUCCAUAUGGCCCUUUCAUUUCUCGCCUGUGCACUUCAUCACAAUCCUCAAAAUGUAAGAGACAUGCAAACAUACAGGGGAUACCAUUUGCUAGCUCUAUUCCUGCGCCAAAGGAUGUCAUUAUUUGAUAUGCAGUGCCUUGAGAUAUUUUUCCAGAUCGCUGCAUGUGAAGCUUCAUUUUCAGAACCAAAUAAAUUGGAACAUAUUCAAACUCUUAUAUCACCUACUACAACUAUUCAUGAAACUAGCUUUGAUGUUCUUAGUUUGUCAAAGUUCCGUGAUGAAACAUCUUCAGUUGGAUCUCAUGUUGACAUGGAUGAUUUUUCUGCCCCAAAGGAUUCAUUCAGUCAUAUUUCAGAGCUAGAAAAUGCUGAUAUGCCAGUUGAAACUUCUAACUGCAUUGUCUUGUCAAAUGCGGAUAUGGUAGAACAUGUUUUGCUGGACUGGACAUUGUGGGUGACUGCCCCAGUUUCCAUUCAAAUUGCACUUUUAAAUUUCCUAGAGCAUCUUGUGUCCAUGCAUUGGUACAGGAAUCACAACCUUACAGUUCUUCGUCGAAUCAACCUUGUUCAACAUUUACUGGUGACUUUGCAGCGUGGUGAUGUUGAAGUUCCUGUUUUGGAAAAAUUAGUUGUACUCCUUGGGGUCAUAUUGGAAGAUGGUUUCCUGGCAUCUGAACUUGAAAAUGUGGUUAGGUUUGUUAUUAUGACAUUUGAUCCACCUGAGCUGAAACCACAGCAUCGAAUAAUGCGUGAGUCCAUGGGAAAGCAUGUGAUAGUGAGGAAUAUGCUUUUGGAGAUGCUUAUCGAUCUUCAAGUGACCAUCAAAUCAGAAGAGAUGCUUGAACAGUGGCAUAAAAUUGUCUCUUCUAAAUUAAUAACAUAUUUUCUUGAUGAAGCUGUUCAUCCUACAAGUAUGAGAUGGAUCAUGACUCUUCUUGGUGUGUGUUUGGCUUCUUCUCCCACUUUUGCUCUUAAAUUUCGUACAAGUGGAGGUUAUCAAGGUCUGAUGCGUGUGCUUCCUAGUUUCUAUGAUUCUCCUGAUAUAUAUUAUAUCUUGUUCUGCCUCAUAUUCGGGAAGCCUGUUUAUCCGAGAUUGCCAGAAGUCCGUAUGCUGGACUUUCAUGCACUAAUGCCAAGUGAUGGAGGCCAUGUGGAGUUGAAAUUUGUAGAACUAUUGGAAUCUAUAAUUGCUAUGGCGAAAUCCACCUUUGAUAGGCUGAGCAUGCAGUCAAUUCUUGCUCGCCAAACUGGAAAUCUUUCCCAACUAGUGGCAGAACUUGUGGAAGAAAAUGCAGAUAUGGCUGGGGAGCUUCAGGGUGAAGCUCUCAUGCACAAGACGUAUGCUGCACGCUUAAUGGGUGGGGAGGCAUCUGCUCCUUCGGCUGCAACCUCAGUUCUGAGAUUUAUGGUUGAUUUGGCGAAGAUGUGCCCUCCUUUCUCUGCCGUUUGCAGACGAGCAGAGUUUUUAGAAAGCUGUGUUGACCUUUAUUUUUCUUGUGUUAGGGCUGCUCACUCGGUGAAGAUGGCAAGAGAGCUCUCUGCAAAGACAGAAGAGAAGAAUUUAAAUGACCACGAUGAUGCUAGUUCGCAAAAUACAUUCUCUAGCUUGCCUGUGGAGCAUGAACAGUCUGCCAGGACUUCUAUUAGUGCUGGAAGCUUCCCUCAAGCACAGGAACUGAACAAAUCAUUGCAGGAAGAUGUCCAAGGUAUUCAGAGCAUAGAUGGUGAUAGUGUCGAUCAGGUUUCUGCCACCUCAAGCUCAAAUGAGUUCAGCUUCCAAAGUAUCAAAGACAAUUUGACAAUUCAACCACCAGAUUCCCAGAGUUCUGCAUCUCUUGCUAUUCCAGAUUCUCCUAUUUUAUCUGAGAAAUCCAAUUCCAAAAUCCCCCUUACACCUUCAUCUCCAGUUAUUGCUUUGACUUCGUGGUUAAGUGCAAACCAUAGUGAAUCCAGAAAUCCCAUAAUUGCCACUCCUUCGAUGGAGUCUUCUAUGUCUGCUAGCGAUUUUGAUCAAACCUCAGACUUGAAGUCUGGUUCUCAAGGUCCAACGGCUGCAAAUAUGACCUUUUCUGUUACCCCAAAGCUUCUUCUGGAAAUGGAUGAUUCUGGCUAUGGUGGUGGCCCUUGUUCUGCUGGGGCAACUGCUAUGUUGGAUUUUAUAGCAGAAGUACUGGCUGACUUUUUGACAGAGCAAAUAAAAGCAGCACAAGUUGUGGAGAGCAUCUUGGAAAUGGUUCCACUAUAUGUUGAAUCUGAAUCUGUGUUGGUUUUCCAAGGUUUAUUUCUUAGCAGACUAAUGAAUUUUGUUGAAAGGCGUCUCUUGCGUGAUGAUGAAGAAGAUGAGAAAAAGCUAGACAAGACUAAAUGGUCCUCAAACUUAGAUGCUUUAUGCUGGAUGAUUGUUGAUCGUGUUUACAUGGGUGCUUUUCCCCAAGCUGCUGGUGUACUGAAAACUCUAGAGUUCUUGUUAUCAAUGUUGCAAUUAGCAAACAAAGAUGGUCGAAUUGAAGAAGCAGCUCCUACUGGCAAAGGUCUUUUGUCUAUUACAAGAGGAAGCAGGCAACUUGAUGCUUAUGUACAUUCAAUUCUUAAGAAUACAAAUAGGAUGAUACUGUACUGCUUCCUACCAUCAUUCCUGAUCACCAUAGGAGAAGAUGAUCUCCUUUCCUCCUUGGGUUUGCUUAUGGAAUCUAAGAAAAGAUCACCCACAAAUUCACAUGAAGAUCCAGGAAUUGAUAUCUGCACAGUUUUGCAGUUAUUAGUUGCUCACCGACGAAUCAUAUUUUGUCCUAGCAAUCUUGAUACCGAUCUAAAUUGCUGUCUUUGUGUGAAUUUAAUUUCUCUUCUUUGUGACCAAAGGCGAAAUGUUCAGAACAUGGCAAUUGAUGUUGUCAAGUAUUUACUGGUUCAUCGAAGAGCUUCACUGGAAGACUUGCUUGUCUCUAAACCUAACCAAGGACAGCACUUAGAUGUACUGCAUGGUGGUUUUGACAAAUUGUUGACUGGAAGUUUAUCUGCUUUCUUUGACUGGCUUCAGAGCUCUGACCAGAUGGUAAAUAAAGUACUGGAGCAAUGUGCAGCAAUAAUGUGGGUGCAGUAUAUUGCUGGCUCAGCAAAAUUUCCUGGAGUAAGGAUUAAAGGCAUGGAGGGUCGUCGUAAGAGGGAAAUGGGAAGAAGAUUACGAGAUACUUCAAAGUUAGACCUAAAACACUGGGAGCAAGUGAAUGAAAGGAGAUAUGCAUUGGAGAUGGUUCGCGAUACAAUGUCUACUGAGUUGAGAGUUGUCCGUCAGGAUAAGUAUGGAUGGGUGCUCCAUGCCGAGAGUGAAUGGCAAACCCAUCUCCAACAACUUGUGCAUGAGCGGGGAAUAUUCCCAAUUCGUAAAUCCUCUGUGCCUGAAGAUCCUGAAUGGCAACUUUGCCCGAUUGAGGGUCCAUACAGGAUGCGCAAAAAGCUGGAGCGCUGUAAAUUAAGAAUUUAUAGUAUCCAAAAUGUGCUUGAUGGGCAGUUGGAAUUAGGUGAGACAGAGCUCUCCAAAGUCAAACAUGAGGAUGGCCCAGAUGUUUCUGAUUCUGAUUCUGAAGCAAUUUUCAAUCUUUUGAGUGAUAGUGUUAAACAGAAUGGUGUUGACAGUGAGCUUUAUGAUGAAUCAUUGUAUAAAGAGUUGGGUGAUGUGAAAGAUGUAACAUCUGUUAAAAAUGGCUGGAAUGAUGACAGAGCUAGCAGUGUAAAUGAAGCUAGUCUUCACUCAGCCCUUGAGUUUGGUGGGAAAUCUAGUGCAGUCUCUGUCCCUAUAUCAGAAAGCAUACCAGGAAAAUCUGAACCUGGAUCUCCUAAGCAGUCGUCUUCUAUUAAAAUUGAUGAAGUCAAAGCUACAGAGGAUAAGUUAGAUAAGGAACUUCCUGAUAAUGGUGAAUAUUUAAUCAGACCUUAUCUGGAACCCCUUGAAAAGAUACGAUUCAGAUAUAACUGUGAGCGAGUAGUAGGUCUUGACAAACAGGAUGGUAUAUUUCUGAUAGGGGAACUAUGUUUGUAUGUAAUAGAGAACUUUUACAUUGAUGAUUCUGGGCGCAUAUGUGAGAAGGAAUGUGAAGAUGAACUCUCUGUUAUAGAUCAGGCAUUGGGUGUAAAGAAGGAUGUUACCGGCAGUCUGGAUUUCCAGUCAAAAUCAACUUCAUCCUGGACCACAACACCAAAGACAUUGGUAGGGGGAAGGGCUUGGGCCUACAACGGUGGUGCAUGGGGAAAGGAGAGAGUGGUCAGCAGUGGUAAUUUACCUCACCCUUGGCGUAUGUGGAAGCUUGAUAGUGUUCAUGAGAUUUUAAAGCGUGAUUAUCAGCUCCGUCCUGUUGCUGUUGAGUUAUUCAGCAUGGAUGGAUGUAAUGAUCUACUGGUAUUUCACAAAAGAGAGAGAGAUGAAGUUUUCAAAAAUCUGGUUGCAAUGAAUCUACCACGGAACAGCAUGUUGGACACAACCAUUUCAGGAUCGACAAAACAGGAAAGCAAUGAGGGUGGUCGUCUUUUCAAAAUAAUGGCUAAAUCUUUCUCGAAGAGGUGGCAAAAUGGAGAAAUCAGCAAUUUCCAGUACCUCAUGCAUCUCAAUACCUUGGCUGGACGUGGAUACAGUGAUCUUACCCAAUACCCUGUCUUUCCAUGGGUUCUUGCUGAUUAUGAGAGCGAAAAUCUGGACUUGUCGGAUCCCAAUACCUUUCGCAAACUUGACAAACCAAUGGGCUGUCAGACACCAGAAGGGGAAGAGGAAUUUAAGAAAAGAUAUGAGAGCUGGGAUGACCCAGAGGUCCCAAAAUUCCAUUAUGGUUCUCAUUAUUCUAGUGCUGGUAUUGUUCUCUUUUAUCUUCUUCGCUUGCCACCGUUUAGUGCGGAGAAUCAGAAGCUACAGGGUGGCCAGUUUGAUCAUGCUGAUCGUCUUUUCAAUAGCAUAAGAGACACUUGGUUGAGUGCUGCUGGGAAGGGUAACACGUCAGAUGUGAAAGAACUGAUUCCAGAGUUCUUCUACAUGCCUGAGUUUUUGGAAAACCGCUUCAAUCUUGACUUGGGAGAGAAACAGUCGGGGGAUAAGGUUGGUGAUGUUGUCCUACCUCCUUGGGCUAAAGGCAGUGCUAGGAAAUUCAUUCAGAAGCAUAGAGAAGCCCUAGAAUCUGAUUUUGUUUCAGAAAAUCUGCACCAUUGGAUAGACCUCAUUUUUGGCUAUAAACAAAGGGGAAAGGCGGCUGAAGAAGCUGUUAAUGUUUUCUACCACUACACAUAUGAGGGGAGUGUGGACAUAGACUCAGUCACAGAUCCUUCAAUGAAAGCCUCUAUUCUUGCUCAGAUCAAUCAUUUUGGACAGACACCUAAGCAACUAUUCCUCAAACCCCAUGUGAAAAGGCGGUCUGACAGAAAACUUCCUCCUCAUCCACUGAAGCAUUCAGCCCUUCUUGUUCCGCAUGAAAUACGGAAAAGCUCUUCUUCCAUAACCCAGAUUGUCACUUUCCAUGAGAAAAUUCUUGUUGCUGGGGCAAACACUUUGCUCAAACCUAGAACGUAUGCCAAAUAUGUAGCAUGGGGUUUUCCUGAUCGCAGCUUGAGAUUUAUGAGCUAUGACCAAGAUAGACUCCUUUCAACACAUGAAAAUCUUCAUGGGGGAAACCAGAUUCAAUGUGCUGGUGUUAGUCAUGAUGGUCACAUUUUGGUUACUGGCGCUGAUGAUGGUUUAGUUUCUGUUUGGAGAAUCAGCAUGGAUGGGCCUCGUGCCUCAAGACGGUUGCUGUUGGAGAAAGUGCUUUGUGCUCACACAGCCAAAAUCACAUGUCUUCAUGUCAGUCAGCCUUAUAUGCUGAUUGUGAGUGGAUCAGAUGACUGCACUGUUAUCAUAUGGGACCUCAGCUCCUUAGGUUUUGUUAGGCAUCUUCCGGAGUUUCCAGCACCAGUUUCUGCAGUUUAUGUGAAUGACUUAACUGGGGAAAUUGUGACAGCUGCUGGAAUUCUGCUUGCUGUCUGGAGCAUCAAUGGGGACUGUCUAGCAGUAAUUAACACAUCCCAGCUGCCAUCUGAUUCUAUACUCUCUGUGACGAGUUGCACAUUUUCUGAUUGGCUGGACACAAACUGGUAUGUAACCGGUCACCAGAGUGGGGCUGUUAAGGUCUGGCACAUGGUUCACUGCACUGACGAAGAGAGCACCAUUAGCAAGUCAACUAGCAGUGGAACAGGAGGGUUGGAUUUGAGUAAGUCACCAGAAUACAGAUUGGUCCUCCACAAGGUACUAAAGUUUCAUAAGUACCCAGUUACUGCCCUUCACUUAACCAGUGACUUGAAGCAGUUGCUGAGUGGUGAUUCUGGUGGGCAUUUGAUGUCUUGGACACUACCAGAUGAGAGCUUGAGAGCUUCUUUCAAUCAGGGGUGAUAAUGUUAAAAAGUAAUUAUUGCGUGAUUCUCAGCUAUAGGAUCUGCUCCUGGUUCUGUGUAAUGAGUUCUGUGCAAGCAUUUGUUGUGAGAGAGACAAUGAUUCAUUGUUGGUGAUAACAUGGAAAGGGAAAACAAGACAAGAGGGCGGGGCUGGCCAGGUAUUGUAGCAGGACAUGCUGGGAUAAUUUAUGGGGAUGAGGAAGGGAAAUCUUUUCCAAACUUCCAUUCCACACAUACAUGUUGAAAAUUGCAAGCAUUAAGGCUAGUACAAAGCAUUUGCCUAGUGGCUUGAGCUCCCUAUUUUGAAGGUGGAAUGACAGGCAACGCGUUUGUUGUAUUUUUGACAAGUGGAGGAUAUUACUUUUGAAAAUAUCACUCUACUGGUUUCUGUAUGUAAAUAGAUGGAAUUGCUAACAGUGUGAAAUCAAGUUGUAUAGCAGAAAAAAAGUGCAUGGCGAUUGGAUUUUUGGGUGGAAUUGGUCUGGUUACCAAGGGACGGUUUAUAGGAUUUGAGUGUAUUACUUUCGGCUUAAAUUCUUUUCGCAUAGUGCAAGUGGCCGCAUUUUUACUGUGAA
Molecule: messenger RNA, 11891 nt
Organism: Theobroma umbraticum
Lineage: Eukaryota; Viridiplantae; Streptophyta; Magnoliopsida; Malvales; Malvaceae
Product: protein SPIRRIG-like
Molecular function (GO): protein binding
Source: RefSeq, a predicted model, not a curated record